This is a messenger RNA of Rodentolepis nana, 807 nucleotides long. The record is from the annotation of a GenBank genome assembly. Lineage: Eukaryota; Metazoa; Platyhelminthes; Cestoda; Cyclophyllidea; Hymenolepididae.
CUUCCCGAAUUGGCUGAAUUGACAUUGAAUCCUUCCAAAGACUCGAAAGGAGAAAUGAUUAGAAACCUCUAUUCUUGCUUAAUGCAUUCUAGUUCAGAGAAAGUUGAAGGUGCCAUCAACUCGUUAGUUAAGAAGUUCACCCAGUCAGCUGACUCAAGACUAGAAGGUAUUGAGGGUGUGGAUAGCAGCAGUCUUGUUGAGCUGUUUCUUCGUUUGAACCAACAAUUUCCUGGCGAUGUUGGCUGUCUCAGUGUCUUCUUUUUCAAUUACAUCAAAAUGAAGCCAGGAGAAGCAAUAUUCUUGAAGGCAAAUACUCCACAUGCCUAUAUUUCUGGUGAUUGUGUUGAGUGUAUGGCAAAUUCGGACAACGUGGUACGAGCUGGUUUGACACCAAAGUUCAAGGAUGUUGAACGAUUACUGGAUAUGCUGGAAUACGAAUCACUUGAAGGACCUUCAAAUCUUCGAUUUCCUCCUGUUGCCUCAUCUAAGAUAUCAACACCUGAAGGAGUGAAAUUCGAAUGCUUUGUUCCGCCGGUUUCAGAGUUCGCUGUGAAUUCGAUUCAGUUCGAUAACGAAAGCAGAGAAUUCAGCCUUCCACCAGUUCCUACAGCCAGCAUUCUUCUUUUCAUUCAUGGGGAAGGAAUUAUAACAGCUGCACUUCCUUGCCAAACUAAUUCAACAAAAUUCGAGUUUGGACCCGGUUGUAUUUACUUCGUGCCCGCGAAAAUGAAAGUGACUCUAACCUCAAAGGCAGGUGGCCCUCACUCGUCACUCAACGCUUUCCGUGCUUACGUCAAUUUGAUCUGA